UAUUUAACCGCAUCAUUGAUUCUAUUCGUCUCUUUCGAAUCGUUCCCCUCACAGUACUUGUAAACUCAGUACUAAGCUAAGUACUCUCUACUCAUGGAGGUCGCAACUGUGGAGAACAACAAUGAAUCCAAGGACCACAGCAACAACAACAACAACAACAACAGAACCCUAUUCUCAUUCUACUCCAACUAUAUCUGGAACCGAGUACUUGCUUUCUUGCCCUCUUCUUCUUCUUCUUCUUCUUCUUCUUCAUCGGCCUCAAAUGUAUUCGCCAAAAUCUCCAAUCUCUAUCGCCAAUCCGCUCGCGUCGGCUCUCGAACUCACGGCGCUUGUCUCCCUCUCCCAUUGCCUUCCAACUCCUUCGACUCUGCUUCACUGGUUAUGUCAGACACGUCUAGAGUUUAUGAGGUUUUGGAGGAUAUUUUGGAGCACAUAAUUUUGAAUUUGCGUAUUGUUCAGAAGAAUUUGCAGUUUUGGCAAUCUAGGGCGGAGGGAUCAAAUGCUCGUAAAAUGUACUUCAUGAUUUUCGAGAGAGGGCCACUGGCUUUUAUUGAUGGAGCGGUCCAAUUGAUACGUGGAUGUGCUGAUGAGGGUUCUUCGAUGCAGCAUCUAUGCCAUUCUGCAUCAUCUCACAUAUCUGAGAGAGUAGCUGUUUUAAGUAGCUUAAGAUGUGCACUUGCUACGUUCUUGGCUCAGAUUUACAUGGAAGUUGACAGAUUUGGAGAGAAGUUAGUGAAGGAUCCUGAGAAUUCAUUGCCCUUAUUAUUGGUUACAAUUAAUGAUAUAUUUUCAAAUUUAGAGGCAUCAAUUGGACAUCUACAUGCAAUGUGUCAGAGUGUUUAUUCUGUUGAAGGGAGCUAUUCACUCCCACUAUUGUUUGAGAAGCUGCCAGGAGUAAAUCAGGAAGGAUCACAGUGGACUGACUGUGAAGUUAGAGAUGCUAUCGACUUGAUUUAUCAAAAUCUACUUAAAUUGGACUCCUAUUUAUCUGAUAUUGUUGCGAAACAUCGGAAACCUAGAAAGAUAACUUUACACUGGAUCCGCUAUACGUGUGGUGCAGUUGGCCUCUCUGUUUGUUCUAUGUGGGUCCUACGGCAUAGUAGUUUGAUGGGGAAUUCUGACAUUGACAAAUGGAUUGGUGAUGCCAGAGACUCAACAGUUAGCUUUUUCAAUGAUCAUGUUGAACAACCGCUUUUGUCAAUUAGAGAUGAACUUUUUGAGACAUUCAGGAAGAGGCACAAAGGUGUCAUGGAGCCUGAAGAAGUUCUGUUAACUUCUAAUUCUCUGCACAGAAUGUUGUUGGCGUUCAGUGAACAGACCAAAGGUCAAAAGAUCCCAGAGAAUGCUUCGGAUCAGGAACUGCUUGAAAUAGUAAUGUCCAGGUAUGAAAAGGAGCUAAUGCAUCCCGUUCAGAACCUUCUUAGUGGGGAGCUUGCUCGUGCUUUGCUUAUCCAGGUUCAGAAGCUGAAACUGGAUAUUGAGACGGCAAUGCUUGAGCUGGACCAGAUUCUUAAGGCUAAUGAAAUCAAUUUUGCUAUACUAGCUGCCUUACCAGCAUUCUUUCUCUCUCUUAUUUUGCUCAUGCUUGUGCGUACAUGGUUUAAACGGGAUACCAGAGCAGAAGGAAGGGGGAGAAUGGCUCGGGUCCAACGGAGACUGCUCAUUGUUGAGGUUGAGAAAAGGAUUGUACAGUACCAAACUUAUGUUGACCAAGGGCAGGAAAAAGAUGCGCAAUGCAUGUUUGGAUUGGUGUUAUAUAGUCUGGAUCGCCUAUAUCAUGCUGUGGAGAAGCAUGCAAAAGCAACCGGGGAAUGGCAGUGCUUGAGACAGGAUAUUAUUGAUCUGGGAAAGCCUGACCUUAAAACUACAUAUAAGCUUUUAGUGACAUCACGCCUGGAGCGGUUAUAUGACUGCUUGCUACCUUCACCGACACGUCGGUAGGACUUCAUUUUUCCGUUCGAAGUUUGUGGGUUAACUUUGCACUUUGCAUUUUAAAUAUCGGCAAUGAUUAAAAUAGCAAAUGCACUUUGCACAAUUACAGUGCCAUUUUGUAUUAUAUAUAUAUUUUUACUU
Molecule: messenger RNA, 2073 nt
Organism: Quercus lobata
Lineage: Eukaryota; Viridiplantae; Streptophyta; Magnoliopsida; Fagales; Fagaceae
Gene: DGS1
Product: dgd1 suppressor 1
Exons: 14
Coding region: 94-1941 (615 amino acids)
Cellular component (GO): mitochondrial outer membrane
Source: RefSeq, a predicted model, not a curated record